UGACACUAUACAAAGGACCCGCACACGCAGACGCACACGCACACGCAAAAGCAGCUUUUAGCUUUUGGUUACGCAGCCGAACCUACAUGAUCGAAAACGGCAGCUACGCAAACGCCAAGGCCUCAUGCCGUCGCCAUGGAGGAGAGCUGCUACGCACGCGACGACCCCGUGAAUCCUUGUCAUCGGCAUGCAUGGCCAUAAAGUAAGGAAGAGUCAACUGGAGUCACGUGCAGGGAAGGGGGGAGGAGGAACAGUUCAACGCCAUGAUCCUGCGUAGGGAUCGAUGACAAAAAAUGAAAGUAAAUUGCUCCGUGCGAUCAGUUUUGCUUAGUUUAUACUGCACUUUAGAGUUGAGACUCCCAUAUUCUCACCCUUUUCCCUCCCCUUCGAGAAGCCUCUUCUCCACUCCAGCAGCUCCAGAAAACCACCCACCCAGUCUCUCCGCCUCACCCCGUUCUUGGGAACUGAAGGCAGCAGGGAGAAAUCAUGGGUAACGAAUUCGACUACCUGUUCAAGCUCCUCUUGAUCGGCGACUCCUCGGUCGGCAAGUCCUGCUUCCUCCUCCGUUUCGCUGACGACGCGUAUGUUGACAGCUACAUCAGCACCAUCGGCGUUGACUUCAAAAUCCGCACGGUAGAGAUUGAUGGGAAAACCAUCAAAUUGCAGAUUUGGGACACCGCAGGACAGGAGCGGUUCAGAACCAUCACAAGCAGCUACUACCGAGGAGCUAACGGAAUCAUCAUCGUCUAUGACAUCACGGACAUGGAGAGCUUCAACAAUGUCAAGCAAUGGCUGAGCGAGAUCGACAAGUACGCCAACGAUAGCGUCUGCAAGCUUCUUGUCGGCAACAAGUGCGAUCUGGCUGAGAGCAGGGUCGUCGAUACUUCCGUGGCACAGGCUUAUGCUGAUGAGAUAGGCAUUCCUUUCCUAGAAACAAGUGCUAAAGAUUCCAUCAAUGUUGAGGAGGCUUUCUUGGCAAUGUCUGAAGCAAUCAAGAAAAGCAAAGCUGGCAGCCAAGGAGCCUUGGAGAGGAAGGCCUCCAAUCUGGUCCAGAUGAAAGGUCAGCUGAUUCAGCAGCAGCAGCAGCAGCAGCAGCAAAACAAGAGCAGCUGCUGUUCAACAUGACAGCUUAGCUAUCUUCCAGCGACCACGGUGAACAUGGCAUCUGCUAAAUACGUACCUCUGUGUUCCUUAUCUUUUAUUAACACUUUGGGCUGCAAAUUGUAUCGUAAGCGAUUUCAGAUAUUCCUCUGUGGAUUUUUUGGCGUAGCAAUAUAUGUUGAAGUUGAGUCAGAAAACUCCGCGAUUUUGACAGUUCUCUGAUUAACACGACAUCCAGAGUGUUAUGCCAAAUGAACCAGAUAUUGUAGUGUACUGACUGCCAAAUCUGGAAGAUGGUGAAUUUACAUA
Brachypodium distachyon (stiff brome) is the source of this 1410-nucleotide messenger RNA. RefSeq names its product GTP-binding protein YPTM1. The transcript has 9 exons. The record is from RefSeq and is a predicted model, not a curated record. Bases 487 to 1125 code for a protein of 212 amino acids. Gene Ontology annotation, biological process: protein secretion; regulation of exocytosis. Gene Ontology annotation, molecular function: GTPase activity; GTP binding. NCBI's taxonomy places the organism in Eukaryota, Viridiplantae, Streptophyta, Magnoliopsida, Poales, Poaceae.